CAUCCGUCUCGUUAUCCAUGGCUCUGGCAUACAAUUACUCCAAUCUUUUUCUCUGCAAACAAUCAAAUUUUGUUGUAACUUCAAAUAAAAUCCAGACGAAGAAGCGAUGCUUGAGAUGUAACACUCUGUAUCUUGACAAAGAUAAUUCCCCACUUGCUUGCUCCUUCCACGGCCACACUACCGGGGAGAAAGGGUUGUUUUCAUAUGCUCCGCCGCACCAAGGGAUUGAUGGAGAGUGGAGUGACGGUUCUGGAGUGAUCGUGUACAAGUGGAAUGAGAAGGGAAAUAGGCCAAAUACCGGAAGAGUCAACUGGAAGAAAAGAUGGAGCUGUUGUGCUGAGUAUGACGAAAAUGCUCCACCGUGUCGAAAAGGGUGGCAUGUUUCUUAUGAUGAUGGCUUCACGUUGUAUUGAUCAAAGACCGUAAAUUUAGCAUUUAGUUUGGAAUUAACAGCAAUAUAAUUACAUGUUCUGUUUUGUGUUUACGAGUUCCGAGAGAUUUGAUCCAGAUCAUCCGGUGUUUUUUAUCACUCAUUUCAAUGAACUUGAUUGUAAGCUGUUAUGCAUUUUUUAGGAAUUGUUCCUUUCUUCAACGGUAGAUCAUCUCAAUGACAGUGGCAGAGCUUCUGAAAUGAAGAUUUGGAUGAGUUAACUGUAACUAAAACGGUUAGAAUUUCAGAAUCUAGCUUGCUCGUUGAUCAUCUCAUUGAUUCAGAUAUUACAUGUUGUCUCCUUAAAUGCAAAUUCUCAAUAACAUGAAUGAUUUU
Messenger RNA from Pistacia vera, 766 nucleotides. RefSeq lists its product as uncharacterized. Lineage: Eukaryota; Viridiplantae; Streptophyta; Magnoliopsida; Sapindales; Anacardiaceae. Bases 18 to 413 code for a protein of 131 amino acids. The record is from RefSeq and is a predicted model, not a curated record. The transcript has 2 exons.